CGUCAUCAAACGGCAGGCGACGAUAGACGACGGAAGAAGCCGAACAGCAUCUUGGGACUUGCAGUUUGAAUCGUCAACUUUCUGAAUCUACAUUUUUUUUGUUUGCGGUUGUUGUAUAUUAAGAAACCCAGCCGCGACAUGUUGCCGAGACGACUGCUGGCCGAGGCGCCACAGCAACCUGAAGCUCCGGUCUGGGACUUCAUUACAGACAGAAGUCAUGACACAGAUGGAGCUGCUGACGUUGGUUUCAUUAACAAACCAAAGACUGCUUUACAAAGCCUUUGUGCAGAAGAUGCAGAUGUCCGACAGACCUGCGCGGCGGUUCGCCCUCAUGCUCCUCCUCCUCUUAGGAAGCGGCCAGUGUCAGCAGAGUGACAGCCGCCGUGCCGUGACUGAGCACCAGCUGAUGCACGACCGCGGCAGGAACAUCCAGAGUCUGAAGAGGCUGAUCUGGCUGUCCAGCGCCAUCGAGGGCCUCCACACCGCUCAGGCUCGCUCGGCCGCUCGGAGCCCCCCAGAGGUCCUGGACCCAGCUGCUGCGAGCGGCCUACAACCAGAGCAGCUCCAGAGCAUCCUGAGGGACUUCUUCUACCCCCAGGUGUCCCGGCUGUCCGACGGAGCGGCCUAAGUUCUACGGAUCUGGUAACGGAUCUGUAGACCUCAAAAUGAACUUUACCUGGAAACAGGUGUGUCUCAAAGGUUCAGGUUUGUCCUCAGAUGUUUGUCAACAAUGCAGAUUUGAUGAUCCCUGUUAAAGUUUUAGUGUUACCUG
This is a messenger RNA of Oryzias melastigma (Indian medaka), 772 nucleotides long. It is a transcript of the gene pth4, whose product is annotated as parathyroid hormone 4. Gene Ontology annotation, cellular component: extracellular region. The coding region runs from base 218 to 628 and encodes 136 amino acids. The record is from RefSeq and is a predicted model, not a curated record. Gene Ontology annotation, biological process: adenylate cyclase-activating G protein-coupled receptor signaling pathway; osteoblast development; regulation of chondrocyte differentiation. Gene Ontology annotation, molecular function: peptide hormone receptor binding; hormone activity. NCBI's taxonomy places the organism in Eukaryota, Metazoa, Chordata, Actinopteri, Beloniformes, Adrianichthyidae. The transcript has 5 exons.